AUGGAUUCAGAAGCACCUUUGACGGCCAGUGAACAAGACAACCUACUGGCUAAUCUAUCACAACUUGUAUCGAAGUCAACGGAAGCACUCCAGGCUUUCCAACAAGCCGCGGAACGAUCAAAGCAAGAGAUUGACAAAUACAAGCCUUUGGACCUACAAAAUAUAAAAAGUGAUCCGGUAAAAACUAUUCAUCUGGAAGGCAACAGCAUCGCGAAACCAAAAAAAAAUUACAAAACAGAUCGGUUCACCCAAUUGAAAGCCACUGAACCCGUAGUAUCGGAAUCGAUAAGAAUCCUACUGAUGUUGUCAAAAACGCUGAAGAAGUUGCAACCUAUAGUGAUGAUGGAACUCGAGAUUUUUUUGAAGUAUGAUGACAAAUAUAUCCAAAUCACACAAUUACAGGAAGAACUAUACCGUAUGAAACGCGAACUUCAUUCUAUACACCGUUUAGAUAAUAUUAAGAAUAACGCAAAGGUCCUUACACAGGAGGUACAACGUCUCAUGACACACAAGCCUGACCAUACUACUAUACCAGAGUUCUUGAGGAAGCAUCGCAGGGUCGUCGAGAGUAGCGGUGUACUCGAUUGCGGGUGCCCCGGAUAA
This is a messenger RNA of Babesia sp. Xinjiang, 603 nucleotides long. RefSeq lists its product as uncharacterized. The transcript is spliced from 6 exons. The record is from RefSeq and is a predicted model, not a curated record. The coding region runs from base 1 to 603 and encodes 200 amino acids. Lineage: Eukaryota; Apicomplexa; Aconoidasida; Piroplasmida; Babesiidae.